Schizosaccharomyces cryophilus OY26 is the source of this 429-nucleotide messenger RNA. RefSeq names its product reiske ISP-associated protein. Gene Ontology annotation, biological process: mitochondrial electron transport, ubiquinol to cytochrome c. The record is from RefSeq and is a predicted model, not a curated record. The transcript has 5 exons. Lineage: Eukaryota; Fungi; Ascomycota; Schizosaccharomycetes; Schizosaccharomycetales; Schizosaccharomycetaceae. The coding region runs from base 99 to 338 and encodes 79 amino acids.
CGGGAAGGGAGAUGCACAAUAGAAGAAGGAAGUAGAGACGGACACCGCUAAAGGCUUGCUAUCCCCCUCUCUCUCUUUCUUUUCAGAAUUGGUUUGCAAUGGUCCCUUUUUUCUUCAAUAAGCCUUCGUAUCGGGUUCAACCCCAUGUCUCAUUCAUAACCCCAGAAAAAACAGCAAAGACUGUCCCAGCAAUUUCUCGCUGGACUUUUGCUGCUGGUGCUGCAGUGUUUUUAUUUGCCAUGCAAGUUCCUAAGGUGAAAACAACCAUUUUGCAGCCUAUUGCUUUCCUUGGUGAUCACUUCAAGGACAAGACUCCUGAAGAAGACAAGUGGUUGUAAGCUCCAUAUCGAAAUAUCGCGACUUACUACUUGAAGGUGCAAUGAAAUCUUUUUCGCGUUUUUUUUUUAAAAAAAAAACGAAAGAUGGGGG